Serendipita indica DSM 11827 is the source of this 1908-nucleotide messenger RNA. The record is from the annotation of a GenBank genome assembly. Lineage: Eukaryota; Fungi; Basidiomycota; Agaricomycetes; Sebacinales; Serendipitaceae.
AUGGUCAACUCCCCCCUCUUCCCAGUAUUCCUCCAAGCCUUCUUCAAUGUGACAUCCAACAAGCUCCCUUCCGCACCGUCAUCAUCAGCCGUGAACAUCAACGAAAGCGUUCGUAACAAUGUAGACACCACCCAUGGCCUCGUUCCUACGACUUCUGACCCAUCCUCGUCUUCCUCUUUCUCAAGGAGCAAAAUCCAACACAUGUCAAUCAAAGCAGUAUCCCCGGAGCAAUGGAGCACAUUUAAUGCUACCGUCAGUGGACGAUUACGUGCAGACGGUGCACCCUUUGCUAGCGCCUGCUUUUCCCAACACGACUUUUCGACCAACGACACUAUUUCGCCAGUGUGCUCAGAUGCUCAAGCUGGAUACCUCAGCGAAAAGUACCGCCUACCAUACAUGGGCUCUUAUAUGAACCCCCAAUGGGAGACAUGUCAAGCAACUGGCCAAGGUUGUACGCUCGACUGGCAGAACCCAGCUAAUCCAGCUGCCUUUGGCGAUCAGGCAGUCUGCCAUCAAGGGAGCGUCUCAAAAUAUUACGUUGACAUUCAAACUGCCGAAGAUGUUACUGCAGCUUUCGCGUUUGCCAAAUCCACGGGCGUUCGAAUAGCCAUCAAAAACACCGGUCAUGACUACAUCGGUCGAUCAAGUGCGCCGGAUUCUUUGACGCUCUCGAUCUCGUACGACCCAGCCUUUCGAGCCGACUCGUGUUCUGAAUCCGAUCCUGUGCCGGCGAUGAUCAUUGGCGUGAGCAUCUUCCCAGCUACAGCUGGAACCGUAUUUGGACAAGCAUAUGAUUUCGCAGAGGCGCACAACCUCACUUUUGUUGGUGGAACGGACCGCACUGUCGCACCUGCCGGGGGUUGGGUCCAAGGCGGCGGACACUCUCUUCUUUCAAACACGCUCGGCCUCGGCGUGGACCGUGUCUUGCAAUUCAAAGUCGUCGUGCCCUCGACGGGCGAGUACCUCGUCGCCAACCCGUGUCAGAACGCCGACUUGUUCUUUGCGCUGCGUGGCGGUGGCGGCGGGACAUUUGGGGUCGUUUUGGAGGCCACAUUUAGAGUAGAGGCGAAUCCUGUGAAGCUGAUUGCGGCAAAGAUCACGUUUCCUCCGUCUGCAGACAACUGGCAAAAAGUGGUUGAAAUCGGAGUACAAAAUGCGAUCAAGUGGUCGAAAGAAGCUUGGUCUGGAAUAGUUGGGACCAGCUUGGUGACGUUUAUCAACCCUCGCCUUUCCCUCGACGAAGCCUCCGUUUCCUUCAAGCCAUACAGUGACUUCGCCAAGAGCGUCAAUGGGACCUUUGUGCUUGAAGAAGCGCCUUCUUGGUUGAGCUUUUAUGAUAAAUUUGUUGGAACGAAUCCGGUUGGCCUCCCCGGUGCCCCUGCUUCACGUCUCAUACCAAAAUCACACUUCACGACACCUAAAAAGCGCGAAGAGCUUCAGAAUGCGAUUCUUCGCGGUACUACUACGGCCCAGUUCAAACAGCUGCUCAUAAGUUGUCCGGUCAACUAUACCCCUCAGUCACCACCUUCUCCCGUCUCCUCUUCCCCAGUUUCUCAUGGAGAGUCGGGUAAUUUUGGAACCAGUGUGACAGAGGCAUGGCGGGACUGUCUCUGGAGCGUUGUGACGGGUAAUUUCUGGAACUAUCAGACGAGUGUCGAGGGCGUCAAAGCCGCCUAUCGAGCCAGCACACAGGCGAUUCUUCCUCUAGUGGAAUUGACUCCAGAGAGCGGUGCUUAUGCUUCGGAGGCGAACGUAUAUGAGCAAGAUCAUGAACGAGCCUUUUGGGGAUCAAACUAUCCGCGCCUGUUAGAUGUGAAGCGCAAGUAUGACCCCGAAGGAGUAUUGGACUGUUGGCAUUGUGUUGGUUCCAAAGGCCCAGCUGAUGGACGAUUCUCCUGCAUGAUUUGA